GGCCUGGAGGAGCGCCGUGGCUUCAGGCGCGCCGCCGCGUUCUGCAGGGUAUCCUUCACUCGGCCCGGCUGGGCCUGGAGACCUGGAGGUCCCGGCAUGCAGUGCGGCCGCAGGGUGGGACGGGAGCCGGAGCUGCCGGAAGCGCCUCCGGCUCUGCGGUUUCUGGGCAUUGUCUGUGGCGAUCGAGGACUCCGUUACACUCGUCCUGAUGGUGUGGGAACCUCCCAUGUUUAACUUGAGCCGCAGGAGCUCUGUCUAGCAGAGAAGAGGUGGCUGAUGAGUCAGUAACACUGAGGGGAGAGCGAAGGAGGUAGUGGCUGGUUCUUCGGGGAUGUGUGUUCCAACUGGUUCUUGAAGAAUCUCUGCUCGAUGUGUGCCUACUUGAAGAAAAAAGAAAAUAAAAUUCGGUUGUGUUGGAGCAAAGGCAAUCCUGGUCGUGGCAGAAGCGUUCGGCAAGUUAAUAGAAGCAUUAAAAAGGUUUUCACAGUUGAGGGCAGCAAAGUAAAGCAGGAUGUCCGUGGAUCCUAUGGCCUAUGAGGCCCAGUUCUUUGGCUUCACACCACAGACUUGCUUGCUGAGGAUCUACAUAGCAUUUCAAGACCACCUGUUUGAAGUGAUGCAGGCUGUUGAACAUGUAAUCCUAAAGAAGCUGGAGGGCGUGCCAGACUCUGAGAUUAGCCCUGUCCAAAUUCGUGAAUGCACAGAGAAGUUCCUUUGCUUCAUGAAAGGACGUUUCGAUAACCUUUUUGGCAGAAUGGAGCAGCUGAUUUUGCAGUCGGUUUUGUGUAUUCCCCCAAACAUCCUGCUUCCUGAAGAUAAGUGUCAGGAGACCCAUCCUUUUAAUGAAGAAAAAUUUCAGCUUCUCAAAAAGGAAAUUGAAGAGUUACAGGAGAAGUAUAAGGUUGAAUUAUGCACUGAGCAGGCCCUUCUUGCAGAAUUAGAGGAGCAAAAAACUGUUAAAGCCAAACUCAAAGAAACCUUGACUUUCUUUGAUGAACUUGAAAACAUUGGCAGAGAUCAUGGAACUAGUAACUUCAGGGAGAGCUUGGUGUCCCUGGUCCAGAACUGUAGAAAACUCCAGAACAUUAGAGACAAUGUAGAAAAACAAAGCAAAAGACUGGAAACACAGUAGCUUCUCGGUAGUGAAAAGAGAGCAUGUAAAUAAGUCACUUUUCUUUGAUUACUCUUACCUUUAAGGUCUUUUGGGGCCACUUCUCCCUCCUGUCCCAGGUUCCACAAAGCAGAUGGGGGGAUCUUCUAGAACUGCGGGCUCCAGUUGAGAUCUCUAAAGCAGAGUUGGUGUUCAUCCGCUUUUCCCCUUCUGAAAUUUGGGUUGACCACCGUUUUAUCUGGUGACACCGCAAGUUCUUCUUUCGGGAUUGCACCUGUUCAUCUGUUAGGGGUUUUAGUAUGAUUUCGGGAGGGAGUGGAACCCUGUGUAAAUCAGGCCUGUAUAUUCAGUCACUGAAUGCUGGAGUGCAGCCAUGUGGUAUAUCAGGGACUAAUAAAGCAGAAAAGCUGGACUGGGGACAUAGCUCAGUGGUAGAGCAUGCUUAGCAUGUGGGUCUCUCAGGGUUGAACAUGCCACACUCUGGAGAGAAGCAAAAGGAGGAGGGAAAAGAACAAAAAAAGCAAAGGGGAAACAAGGAGCAGCAGAGGGGUCAGGGAUAUGAGGUGAAAUAUACUGCAGUAUUAGAAGAGGUGUGCUCUAUUCAUAAUGAAAGAUUCAAGUCCAGCUUACAAGAGAAGGCAUUAGCCACGUGCCUGAAGGAUCAUCCUUGGCAAAGAAAAUAGCAGAAAACCCAUAAGGAAGGACAUGUUAAAGAUACACACAGGUGGAGCAGAUGUACAGUUGGGAAGCAGGCGUUACACUUGUCACAUUCCAUUCCAUUUUUAUUAGACAGACAGACAGGGCCUGAUGAUAUGGGUCAGCAGGUAAAGUACUUGUAGUAUAAGCCUGGUGACCCAGGUUGGAUCCUCAGAACCCUUGCAAAGGUGAAAAGAAAGACUUGAUUCACAACAUUGUACUUUGAGUUCUAAAGGUACACUGUGGCGUGUGCACCCUCACAUUGUGUGUGCAUACACACAUACAUAUACACAAUAAUUCUUUUUCAGAGUAAGCAAAACCUGUGUAUGUUUGUGUGCCAUUAAAAACUAAUUCCUAACCAGGUGGUGGUAGUGCACACCUUUAGUCCCAGCACUUGGGAGGCAGAAAGCAGGCAGAUCUCUGUGAGUUCGAGACCAGCCUGGUCUACAAGAGCUAGUUGUAGGACAGACUCCAAAGCUACACAGGAAAACAAAACAAAAAAACAAAAACCAAACCUGAGUCCUAGCUGGCUGUUGUGCACAUCGUUGAUCCCAGCACUUGGGAGGCAGAGGCAGGUGGAUCUCUUGGGAGUUCAGUCUGGCCUACAUAAAGAGUUCCAGGACAGCCAGGGCUACAUAGAGAGACCCUUUCUCAAAACAAAACAAAACAAAGCCAAAUCUGAUUCAUGACACUUGUUAUAUUGGUAAAAAGACUUUGUUGGGGACUCUUGGAUUAGAUAAAGGAGCCAUUUGCAUCAGGGUUUUGCAUUGGGGGAGUGGUUGGAUUCUGAAUAUAACAAGGAAAAGUUGGAUAUACAGCUAAGGGACAGAAUGGACAAAAGGUUAUCAUUAGAUGGAAAAUGACGAAAGGGGACAAUGGUAGAGUUUGAAUGUGUGCAACAAAAUUCAUGUAUUAAAACUAACUUCCAGAGGCAGGCGGAUCUUUGUGAGUUCGAGGCCAGGCUGGACUGACAGCCUCCAAACAAUACAGAGAAACCCUGUCUCGUAAAAACAAACAAACAAAAAAAACCUAACUUCCUAGUGAUACAGUGUUGAAGUUGAACGUUUAUACUUUGAUUAAUGCCAAGGGAAUGGAGGAGUUUUUGGUAAGUAGGUUUCCAAUGAAAACAUGAGUUCAGACCACUCUGAUUUCACUCUGCAAUGCCUCCACCAUGGGAAGAGACAGCAAGAAGGCAUUUUCCUUAACUUUGGACUUCCUAAUCUCUAUACCUAUAAUAAAUAUUUUCCUGAAGUA
Molecule: messenger RNA, 3061 nt
Organism: Mesocricetus auratus (golden hamster)
Lineage: Eukaryota; Metazoa; Chordata; Mammalia; Rodentia; Cricetidae
Gene: Mis12
Product: MIS12 kinetochore complex component
Exons: 2
Coding region: 512-1132 (206 amino acids)
Biological process (GO): mitotic sister chromatid segregation; kinetochore assembly; protein localization to kinetochore
Cellular component (GO): nucleus; chromosome, centromeric region
Source: RefSeq, a predicted model, not a curated record